UCAGCCUGCAGACAUCAUGAAGGCGGCUCUGCUCUGCACCUUGCUGUGCGUCUUCCCGACGUCUGUCCACAGUCGAGUCUCAGUGACCGUCACUCCCGGCUGGUCUCAGUUCUUUCAGUUUUGGAAUGUGUCUUUGGGCUGUGAUCAUGUGAGCUCUGGUAAAUGGUCGGUUUGGAGAUACUCAAAUGUAACGUUAAAGAUGUCUCAGUGUGGAUCCGACUGGGGCGAACAGACUUCCAAUGCCUGCAUCAUGAAGUACCCCAAAACAACCGACAGCGGAGUGUACUGGUGUCAGUCUAUUUCCAGAGACAGCAGCAACACCGUCAACAUCACUGUCACUGAUCAAAAAGUGAUCCUGCAGAGUCCCGUCCUCCCUGUGAUGGAGGGAGAUGAUGUCACUCUGAGAUUCUCAGUGACCGUCACUCCUGGCUGGUCUCAGUUCUUUGAGUAUGGAGAGGUGUCUUUGAGCUGUGAUCAUGUGAGCUCUGGUAAAUGGUCGGUUUGGAGAUACUCAAAUGAAACGUUAAAGAUGUCUCAGUGUGGAUUAGGGAUGUGGGGCAAACAGACUUCCAAUGCCUGCAUCAUUAAGUCUGCCAAAACAUCUGACAGCGGAGUGUACUGGUGUCAGUCUAUAUACAGAGACAGCAGCAACACCGUCAACAUCACCGUCACUGAUCAAAAAGUGAUCCUGCAGAGUCCCGUCCUCCCUGUGAUGGAGGGAGAUGAUGUCACUCUGAGAUGUAGAACAAACAAGUCCUCCGACCUCCCCGCUGUCUUCGAGAAAGAUAACUCCUCAAUCCAUUAUGGGCUAUAUGGUCACAUGACCAUCUACCAUUUCAGUGAGUCUCAUGAAGGCGCCUACCGCUGUAAAAUCGGCAGUGAUGUGUCUCCACACAGCUGGCUGCUGAUGAAAGAUGAUUCUGAGUCGCCCCUGCUCACAGUGUCUCCUGACUCGUCUCAGAUGUUUGAGUAUAAGAGCCUGUCUCUGAGCUGUGGGGACAACAGCAGCUCUCAGGGCUGGAAGAUCAUCAGGUCCACAACCUCCGAUGGCAAGAUCUCCAGCUGUGGAGUUAUAUGGUGGUUUCUUACCUCCUCUGGCUGUGACAUCCGGGGAGCCAAGCAGUCCGACAGCGCCACCUACUGGUGUGAGUCUCCUUCAAAGCAGCUGAGCAACUCUCUGAACAUCACCAUCGUCCCAGACACAGAGGUGAUCCUGCAGAUUCCUGUCCUCCCUUUGAUGUAGGGAGACAAUGUCACUCUGAUCUGCAGAGCAGUUAGAUCCUCCGACCUCUCAGCUGAUUUCUACAAAGAUGGCUCCUUCAUCAGGACUGAGCCCACAGGUCACAUGACCAUCCAUAAUGUUUCCAUAUCUGAUGGAGGCCUCUACAAGUGUAACAUCAGCGGUGUUGGAGCGUCUCCGGUCAGCCAGCUGUUUGUCAGAGGAAGGAACCAGGCUGUUUCCAUGACGACGUCUCCACCAAACGAGGAUGAUGAGGGACAGUAUGAUGACAUGGCUGAUGUCACCACCGAGCAUCAUUUCUAAACUUUCUCUCUUGUUCUCUUGCUCUCAUGUUGUAUGUUUAUAAAAAAGAUAAAUGUUUUAUAUGUGAUAUUUUUCUACUGUUAUGUUUUCUACAUUGUGUUAAAUGUUUUCUUA
Epinephelus lanceolatus (giant grouper) is the source of this 1657-nucleotide messenger RNA. The record is from RefSeq and is a predicted model, not a curated record. NCBI's taxonomy places the organism in Eukaryota, Metazoa, Chordata, Actinopteri, Perciformes, Serranidae.